UGGAUCACAAAUUGGAACAAAAAUGGAAUUUUGGUUUGAGUUAGUUCUAAAAAGUCCAUGUGAAGUUGACUCAAGGACUGGAUCCAACAAGCUUUUUAACAACCCUACGAAGCACACAUUUUGUGCAUAUUACAUGUAG
Dentiscutata heterogama is the source of this 139-nucleotide messenger RNA. NCBI's taxonomy places the organism in Eukaryota, Fungi, Glomeromycota, Glomeromycetes, Diversisporales, Gigasporaceae. The record is from the annotation of a GenBank genome assembly.